This is a messenger RNA of Fukomys damarensis (Damara mole-rat), 700 nucleotides long. It is a transcript of the gene Bik, whose product is annotated as BCL2 interacting killer. NCBI's taxonomy places the organism in Eukaryota, Metazoa, Chordata, Mammalia, Rodentia, Bathyergidae. Gene Ontology annotation, biological process: apoptotic process; apoptotic mitochondrial changes; regulation of apoptotic process. The coding region runs from base 220 to 678 and encodes 152 amino acids. The transcript is spliced from 4 exons. The record is from RefSeq and is a predicted model, not a curated record.
AGCCUCUUAAGUGCUGGGAUAACAGGCGUGUGCCACCAUGCCUGGCCUAAAACAUUUAAUCAGUGUUUCAUGUGACACAGGGGCCUGUAGACAAGAAGAUCCCAGAUCCAGGGAGGGCUGGGUGUCGCUGAGCAGUACAGCACUUGCCUAGAAGUGGCCUGUCCUGAAUCGCAGCUGUUGGGUUCUGGUGACACUGAGGCUCUCUGUCCUCCAGAGGAGAUGUCGGAAGCAAGACCCGUCGCCAGGGAUGUACUCAUGGAGACCCUGCUGUACGAGCCUCUGUUGGCCACACGGGCCUUGGGUGAGACACAGCCCUCGAGGGGAGAGGAUCUCCAUCCCCCAGGGGACACUAACCUGGUGGGCUGCCUGGAAGGCAGCAACCUGGUGGCCCUGCGGCUGGCCUGCAUCGGGGACGAGAUGGACCUGCGUCUGCGGAGCCCUGGCUUGGCCCAGUUGCCUGGGAGGGCCAUGCACAGCCUGGCCGUCACCUACAGCCAGAUGGGGCUCUGGGGUGUGCUCAGAAGCCUGACUCAUGGUCUCGCCAGCCUUGGGGACAUGUGGACCUGGAGACGCCCAGCCUCCCCGGCCUGGGUGUCCCCCAGCCGGGCCUGCAGGCGGCUGCUGCCGGUGGUGCUGAUGGUGCUGCUGCUCGAGACCCUGCGCCUGCUGAUGCAGUGAAGGCUGGCAGGCAGGCGGGCUG